Messenger RNA from Anastrepha ludens (Mexican fruit fly), 6376 nucleotides. RefSeq lists its product as uncharacterized. Gene Ontology annotation, biological process: positive regulation of kinase activity; protein phosphorylation; cell surface receptor protein tyrosine kinase signaling pathway. The record is from RefSeq and is a predicted model, not a curated record. The coding region runs from base 2141 to 6148 and encodes 1335 amino acids. Gene Ontology annotation, molecular function: transmembrane receptor protein tyrosine kinase activity; ATP binding. The transcript is spliced from 8 exons. Gene Ontology annotation, cellular component: signaling receptor complex. NCBI's taxonomy places the organism in Eukaryota, Metazoa, Arthropoda, Insecta, Diptera, Tephritidae.
CCGUGUACGACGCGUCGUUGUUUACAAAUUGUUGUUCUGUUGCUAAUUUUUCGCGCGUGUACACAUAAAUUAUUAUGUUUUAAUUUCAAAUGCGUAUCAUAAAUAUCAUAAAGCGUGUAUAUAAAUGAGAAAACAUACAUACUUAUGUAAAAAUUACGAAACAUAUAAUAAAUUGUGCGUGUAGUAACACGAAAAUUAUAUGAAAAGAAAAAUUGGUGCGUGUAACAAAAAUAUUUUUUUUCUAGAAAAUACCGCAUUAAACCAAAUUUGACACAGUUGACCAUUAAAUUUCGACUGUUAACGUGGUUUGAAAUGUCGCAAUAUGUAAAUACUUCGAACUCAGGUGCCAAACGUUAUUGAUGGAACAAUUAAGAUGCGCUCAACUUUAAGCGGCAAGAGCCAAAAAUACACGAAAAUACUUAUCACGCAAUAUGAGAGCAAAAGCUUCUUAAUGUAGGCGUUAAGGCAGUGAUGAAAAAAAAAACAAAGAAAAAAUGUAAAACAACCUGUAAUGCUUCAUUAAUUAACAUUUUACAUAAAACUCUCAAUAUGAUACGGUAUGAUUAGCGUCUAUUUCAGUGCGAAUAGUGUAUGAAAACAAGAGCUUUUUUCAAAUAAAUAGAAACGGCGGAUCACAACAAAUGAGUAAUAAUUGAAAACUACAACGAAAGCUACGAAAAUCGGGAGGAGCAAAGUUUCAUUGAAUAAUUUUUUGUAUAUCAACUGAUUAGACACCUAAUAGGCGCGUAGUUUCAUUAUCAUGUAGAUAAGAGUGUUCUGUUUCGCAGGAAAUAGACUGAAGUAUUUAUAAUUUAUAGCAACUAAAAAUUAAAUAAUGCACAUACGCACAUAUCUCUAAAGUGCAACAAGUGCUUUAUGAUUUAGCAAACAGAAAAGAAAAACAAACGAAAACAAAAACCAAAACCAAAAAUAAAAUAGAAAAUGAAGCGUGAAUGAGUGCUGAAGCUUCACGAAUGUGCAGACGUCUAUUUGUUGUCAUCAUCGUCUAUCAGCAACUGAUUUGUUGUUGGUUGAAUCGUAGAAGAGUGCUGAGAAAAAAACAACUACACAUUAAAAAAUGUGCAGUACAUUGUGCUCUGACAAAAAGUAAAGAAGUCGACAGAAUUCAAAGGUAAACACACGUGUGCAUACAUACAUGCAACUUCUAAACAUUUGAUAUUGUUCAAAAUAAAAUAACUUUGCUAAUUGUCUGAAGCGCCAUAACAAUAAAGCAGUAAAGCAAGAUAUAAAUAUAAAUUAGUCAAAUAAUUUGCAUUUAUUUAGUGAAAAAAUCUAACUGCGCAGCAAAAUGGAAAGUUAAGACGACUAUGCAUUAGAAUAACUGUGAAAAAUUGCGCACCGAAUGAGUGAUGUGUAGAAAAACUAUGCGUUUGCUCAUAUGACAGUUAAUGUGCUUCAGCUACACAUAAAAAUAAAUAAUAAUUACCUUCAUAAAGCCAAAAAGUUUAUAAAACAUCGAAAACAUAACAGUAUGGAAUUAAUUAGUAACGGGUUCCUUUGGUCAAAAUAAUUGCUCGGACUGCGUAUUUACUUGCACACAUUAAUUUCAUAAAAGAAAAUUAAAAAAUUAAUAAACAUAUUGUAAAUAAAUGAAGACAUUACGUACCUGAAAUCGGAUAUGGCACGAUGAUUGUGAUUUACAGACUAAUCGAACUACUAAUAGAACCAACUACGAAAAUAUACUGCAACUACUAUAAAUAAUAUAGAAGAGUACCAACUAUAAACAUAUUUCUGCAUUUUUUAAAAUAUUUAUUUUCAAACGCUGCAUUUAUCACACUCGCAUUUUUAAACUGCAAGCACACUAGCGCUAAUUUUACAAAAAAAAAAAAAAAAAAUUAAUCGACAACACUUAGUAUUUGUCGAAUUCGAAAUAAACGAACUGGCGGACUUAGUGAAAAAACUAUGCUACAUACACAGAUCGAUCGACCACGCACGUAAACAAAGCAGCCAGUGCUUAAAUCUAAAAGCUUCAUCGAAUGAAUAAUCACUACAAUGCAGAAAACAAUUAAGAUUUGCAAAAUAAAUUGAAUUUUUCAAACAAUAAAUGCUUAAAGCACAACGAAGCGAUUCAUAAAACAAUUCAUCUAUCCAGCAGUUCAUUUAGAAUUUCGAAGUAAUCAUGGAACGGAAUAUUUUUGGAACACUGCGAUCAUCGCUCUUACUUCAUUGGCUUGCAAUUCUCAUGCUCUUACUCACUCAUGUCACAGUUAGCCAAUCUACAGAAGCUGAGACGCCGUUGGUAGCAAAUGGAUUCCCGAAGCAUUAUCCGUAUUACUAUGAAUAUAACUGUUUCACGGAUGGCGAUACUCUGCCGGACAUCCCAAACUUGCAAGACCAUCCCAUUGGGCUGCAAGUUUCCGAUCGCGCUUUACACCAAGUAAUGAGUCGCAUUUUUGCCAUUGUUCUGCGCGAGAAACUCAAUUACCGUAAUAUCUCAUUGGUGCCGCUCAAGUACACAUCAAAUAUUUCUAUUAACCAAUACGAAGAGAACAGUUAUCGCUACAUAUUCGAACAGUUGAAGUACUCACCUUUUUCCAACAUGACCAUGAUCAAUGUAGCCGUUUGGAUGCCCGCUUUGGUGCGAUCAAUUGUGCCAGACACCAUCAUUGAGGGUGGCAUUUCGAUAACGCCCGGGCGAUUUGGUUGGUUUGUGCCCAAAAGUCAAGUCGAAAUGCCACUGGAGCUGGCUGCUUACAGCCUGCACUACAGUGUGUUCCUCAAUCAGUCGCAUGUGGACUAUGGACGUUACGUCAUAUCUCAGGAACUAUUAGACGAGCUGCGGCAUGGUAAAAAUUACGAGGAGUACAUAAGUCCGAAUUGCAUUAGAAGCUCCUGUGUUACAUUGCUUGCUGAGCAUAAGCCUGAUACCACCUUUGUCAUGCACCACAUUCAAAAUACCAGCAGUUAUGUUAACAUUCUCUGGUUGGGUGUAGAUUUUCGCGAAACAAUACGGCUUUUGUACGCCAAGUAUCAGUCCAAUGCCAGUGGUGAGUACCUCGAUAAACGCUUCAUAGUACUCCACUGGACCCCGUCUAUUGUCAUCGAUGGCGAAAUUCAUUUUUAUCAAAUUACACUACCGCGUUGUGAGGAUUUGUCUAUACUGCAGUUAACUGCAUGCAAAUACGAACUCACGCCAGUACUUAAAUAUUACGAUCAGCGCUUGGGUAGGAGCGAAGAACGUUUGGUGUCUACUUUGCGUGAAUUUCAAAUUCACGAUCAUAUGCUGCACGAUCUGCAAUUGAGUAAACAUUGGAAAAGAAACGACGAAGAUAUCGAGGAUGUCUAUAACCAGGUAGCAUGCAAAUGGUUGAAGUCGAACGAAGACGUUUACACACAAUGGAUCAGCACCAAGUCAACCAUUAAAUUAUACAUUGGUGGAAUAUUCCCGCUUACUGAUUUUAGUCGUGGUCACCAGAAUCUCGAGAAAGCUGUAAGGCAAGCGGUUGAAGCUGUAAAUCGUAGUCAUUUAUUGCAAAAUUAUCAUCUGGAUGCGCAAAUCCAUGACGGUCAAUGUAAACCGGAUGAGGUCAUGAAAGUGUUCAUCCACUACUUCACCGAACCACGCGUGCUGGGUGUACUUGGACCGGCUUGUAGCGAAACAGUCGAACCUAUCGCAGGCAUUUCAAAGCACACAAAUAUGGCAGUGAUUUCUUAUUCGGCUGAAGGUGCCUCGUUUGCCGAUCGGCGUGCCUAUCCCUAUUUCUUUCGCACAAUUGGCUCCAAUCGACAGUAUGAAGAUGUGUACAUAGAGCUAAUGAAAUUUAUGGGUUGGAAACGGGUGGCCGCGCUAACGGAGGAUGGACAAAAGUACACAGAGUAUAUAUCGCAUAUGGAGACGGCUAUGAAGCAAAACAAUUUGGAAUUGAUUACUAAUAAAAAGUUCCUGAGUGAUGUAAAAGCUGCGGAAAUGAAUAAAUAUUUGUUAGACCUAAAACAGAAGCACGCCAAGAUAAUUAUUGCGGACAUACAUAACAGGAAUGCUGAGCUGGCGCUUUGCGAGGCCUACCAUUUGGGUAUGACUGCCUACGAGGGCUACGUGUGGUUUUUGCCUUCCUGGAUAUCUAAAGACUGGAACACGCUGGAUAUCAAUCAUAACUGCACAACUGAGCAGCUGCAAAAGGCCUCGGAAGGUCAUUUCAGUAUAAUGCACACACCAUUUGGCGAUCCUGAUGCGAUUAUGCAGGAAAAUAUAACUGUGGGAGAGUGGCUGACGUUGCAUUCCGAAAACAAUACUUCACUCUCCAACUACACUGGGUUCGCCUACGAUGCUGUUUGGGCUUACGCCCAUGCCGCUGCCAGACUUUUGGAGGAGAACGAGGAUGCUGUGAAUAGCCUGCGUUCUGGCAAUGUAGUCACGCGUUUUGUGGAGCUUAUAUGGCAGACGAACUUCACUGGCCUUUCCGGGCCAAUACAAUUUGGUCAAGGUGGCUCGCGUAUUACAAACAUAGAUAUAGUGCAGUGGCGGCAGAUGCAAUUUAAUAGCGUGGGCAAGUUUAAGCCAAGAGUGGUAGGCGCGAACAAAAACAUGCGCACCGAAGGCGGUCAAUUGAGUUUAAUGGAGAGCAAGGUGGUGUGGUUUUCUGGCGGGCAGCGACCUGCGGACGGUACCUACGAUUGUAGUUUUGCCGCUUUAGCGAAAUUCCUAAACAAGGAUUGUUCCAGCGCUGCUUUCACUUUUACGACGAUUAUGUGUCUUUUAGUAGUGGUGAUUGUGUCGCUGACUUCGUUCCUUUUCUGGAAGAAACUUUAUGAUAAGAAACUCAAACAGUCAGCAAAGAUAAUGAAGAAUUUUGGAAUUGACUUACUUUCACCAUCUCGCAACAAGGGGAACACACUCGACAAAUGGGAAGUACCCAAAGAAAACGUCGUACUAAAUCGACGCUUGGGUGAAGGCGCAUUCGGCACAGUAUAUGGCGGAGAGGCGCAGAUUGGUGCAAGCGGCUGGAGUGCGGUAGCUGUUAAAACGCUGAAGGCGGGUGCCUCUACAGAAGAUCGAUUGGAUUUCCUAUCCGAGGCUGAGGCGAUGAAACGUUUCAAUCACAAGAACAUCGUCAAAAUGUUAGGUGUUUGUUUGCAAACGGAGCCAAUUUACACUAUCAUGGAAUUCAUGCUGUAUGGCGAUUUGAAAACAUAUCUGCUUGCGCGCCGCCAUUUGUUGAAUGAAAAAGUUUCCGAAGACUCAGACAUCUCUUCCAAACGUUUAACGAUGUAUGCAAUGGAUGUGGCACGUGGGCUCUCAUAUCUGGCUAGACAAAAAUAUGUGCACCGCGAUUUGGCAUGCCGCAAUUGUCUGGUAGAUGCGCAGCGCGUGGUUAAACUCGGUGAUUUCGGCAUGGCUCGCUCUACUUACGAAAGUGAUUACUAUCGUUUCAACCGAAAGGGAAUGUUGCCUGUGCGCUGGAUGGCGCCUGAAUCACUGGCGCUUGGCAUGUUCACGCCAUCCUCGGAUGUAUGGGCGUUUGGUGUGGUUCUAUAUGAGAUAAUCACUUUUGGCUCUUUCCCCUAUCAAGGUCUCACCAAUAAUCAAGCAUUCGAGUUCAUUAAAAGCGGCAAAACGAUGAAAAUACCGGCUGGUGUUAAGCCACCUUUAGAGGGCUUGAUUAAAGCGUGUUGGAGUCAAGAGUCAAAGAAACGUCCUACGGCUGCCGAAGUGGUUGAUUACAUUUCCAAUUAUCCGCGUUUAUUGAUGCCAUGCUUGGACUUCCCCAGUGCCUCGGUGGAGAUGCCAGAAACCGAAAGUGAUGAGCUUAAGCUGUUGCCCAAGCCGCGUAAGUGUUCACCAAACAAGCAAGACUCUACGCUCGACAUUUUGGCACAAACAUCAGCCAUGAAUCAUUUUGAUUGCUCGAAUGAUUUAAUUGAUAGCACCGAUGGGCCGAAACAUACAAAUAUUGAAAUACCCACAAGCUGCACGUUAAAGUCCAACUUAACGCCGCUUAUUAUGAAUAAUAACAAUACAAAUACUAAUAAAACGAUGUGUUUGGACGCUUGCUCAGGUACAACGCCCGAUGGCUAUAGUAUCAUGUCGCCGCUGUUAAUGCAUCGCAUCAGCGAGAGUUCAGAUUCUUCUCAGGCGAGACUUAUUAAGAAAUCCUCUCUAGAGACACUGCAACAGACAGAAUUUUGAGAGGAAUAUUUGAGUGUGGAUGAGAAAAUUUCGUAUGGUGAAAAAGUCCUCAGCUGUAACUAUGGUACAAUAAUAGCGUAACUAUCCGCAAGCUUAGCUUGGCGGCAAUUGCCAUUUUUAAUUUAAUUUGCAUACACAUUUGUACAUAUCACACAUACAUAGAGAUAUAAGACGAAAUCAUGAAACUUAGUGUGGCUUAGUGCAGUGCAACUGCGAUAUAAGGAACCU